This is a messenger RNA of Cyprinodon tularosa, 914 nucleotides long. It is a transcript of the gene ucmab, whose product is annotated as upper zone of growth plate and cartilage matrix associated b. Gene Ontology annotation, cellular component: extracellular matrix. The coding region runs from base 11 to 547 and encodes 178 amino acids. Gene Ontology annotation, biological process: regulation of osteoblast differentiation; embryonic skeletal system development. The record is from RefSeq and is a predicted model, not a curated record. The transcript has 5 exons. NCBI's taxonomy places the organism in Eukaryota, Metazoa, Chordata, Actinopteri, Cyprinodontiformes, Cyprinodontidae.
CCCACCCCUGAUGAGUACUCAGGGUUGCUCCCGGCUCUCCUGCCCACCUCUAAUCCAUGCCGCACUCAUCUCGGUCCCUCCUGCUUUUCUUUCACCGCUGGUUUCACUGAACACAUCAGACAACGAGUUAAAAAUGUCCUGGACGUUUGCAACGCUCCUGACUCUCCUUGCAGUGCUGCUUGCACUGAACUUGUCUCCCGAGGCUGAAUCUGCAGCUGUGGGCAGCAACACAGGAAGUGUAAAAAGUCCAGCAGGUCCGCUGAGGGGGAUCUUCAUGAAAGAAACCGAUGCCUCCAGUUUCUUCAGAAAACGCAGCAAACGGGGCAUAAAAUCCCAGCAUGAGAUCAACGCUGAGCAAAUGCAAGUUUUGGCUGCAGACGAGCGAAGGAGGGAGUUUCAUGAGGACAAGAGGAGUAAGUUUGAGAGCUACGCUGAGGAGGAUAAUGAUGAGCAAAAUGAGAGAACAAGAGAGAGCACCGAGCAGUGGAGGGAGUUCCACCAUGAUGGGAUGAAUCCUCCCUAUGAGUACAACCGUCACACUGUCUGAGAACCGAACAGGAAGAGACCUCAACAGCUGCCAAACCUGGAGAAAUAAAGCUGCAGUAAAUAUGCUUUGCUCUCCUGAAAACAUGAAUUUUAUUAGUCUGAGGAUAUGAAACAAACGUCUUCUCCAGUUUUAAAUGCAGUUUUCCUUUUACAGUUCAAUUAUAUUCAUGUAGGGAUUGAUCAAACCAGAUCAGACCCAUGAUAUAGAUAUUUGUAUUGUCAAAUAUGCUAGAUAUCAAUCAGAUUGUUUAAUAAUGCCAGAAAGUAUUCAAAAGAGUAAAACCCAAAUUAAUUUGAAUUUAUAGUAUUUUUAACUGUGUUCAAAUUUGAUCUAUGACAGUAAAAUAAACCUAUCCAUAAAUAUCUUA